Messenger RNA from Pseudomyrmex gracilis, 4970 nucleotides. RefSeq names its product toll-like receptor 3. The annotation marks the transcript as partial. NCBI's taxonomy places the organism in Eukaryota, Metazoa, Arthropoda, Insecta, Hymenoptera, Formicidae. Gene Ontology annotation, molecular function: protein binding. The record is from RefSeq and is a predicted model, not a curated record. The transcript has 4 exons.
CGCCAUCGAGUCACCGCGAAGCAAUUCAAACCGGGUGGUUUCGGCGUUUCCAGAGCGUGUUCGAGUAAUCGACAGAGAAAUGGGCAACGACAAACUCGUAAAACGUCGCGGCGGAGUUUUACCGUCACCAGCGUCCUCCAUCUGCUCGUUCUGGUUGGCCUUUUCGCUCUCAGCACGGCCGAGGCGCGAACUUUCUGUCCUAACGGCUGUACCUGCGACGACGACACUCUGGUGGUCUCCUGCGUGGGCGCCAAUCUGGAUGUCAUACCGAUCGCGCUUAAUCCCAGCAUUCAGCGGAUAGUGCUGAAGGAAAAUCGCAUUAAGAUCGUAGACGCGGCGGCUUUUCAAUUUUAUGGCGAUCUGAAGAAUGUCGAUCUCUCCAGCAACCACCUGUUCACCAUACCUAACGGCAGUUUCGACGCGCAGCGACAUUUGGUCGAGCUCCAUCUCAAGCACAACAAGAUCUCGGCGCUGACCGAGAAGACGUUUCAAGGUCUCAAGUCUCUCACGGUGCUGAAUUUACGAGACAAUUAUCUCGAGAUGCUGAAGAGCGGUCUGUUUGCGUGCCUGUCGAAACUCGAGGAGCUCGAUCUUGGUCAGAAUCGCAUAUUAAAAGUUGAACCGGGCGCGUUUCAGAAGUUAGGCACCCUCCGCGUGCUGUAUCUGGACGACAACCAGCUGCAAACUGUCCCGUCGCAAGCUCUGGCGCCGUUGAACGCCCUCGCCGAGCUGCACAUCGGCUGGAACGCCUUCACCUCACUGCCGGAUGACGCCUUUAAAGGUCUCGAGCAAUUAGCGGUGUUGGACAUCAUGGGCGCCGGACUGGACAACAUCAGCGACGGAGCAUUUCGCGGUCUAAACGCUCUUCGUACUCUGAAAUUAAAUGCCAACAAGCUUCGCGAAGUUCCGACAAAGCAAUUGGCUGUGUUGCCGCGUCUGGAGGAGCUCACUCUUGGCCAGAACUUCUUCACGAUCCUGCGGUCGGGCGCUUUUCAAGGUCUGUUGACAUUGAAGAAACUCGACGUAUCCGGUGCCAAAUUGCUGACUACAGUUGAAAAGGGCGCUUUUUCGGACAACGCCAAUCUUGAGACCAUUGUGUUAAACAACAACAAACGCUUGACCACCAUGGAGGACGGUUCUCUCGCCGGUUUACCGAAUUUGAGACAUCUAAUGUUGCGCGAUAACGCAUUCGUUACGUUCUCUGAGUCGCUGGUCGCCUGGAACGAAUUGCGCCGACUCGAUCUCAGCGAGAAUCCCUUGAUCUGCGACUGUAGUCAACUCUGGCUGGUCGAGGUUUUGGUACCGAGAAACUCGAGUCCUGUGAUAUGCGCCGAACCGCCUGAAUCCAAGGGUAAACCCAUCAAGAGCAUGACAGCUGACGAUCUGGGCUGCACUUUCUCGGAUCCGUACAAGACGAUCUUGAUGGCAACAAUUUGCGUCACCAUUCUGGUUUUCGCCACCAUAUCUCUGAUUCUGUACUAUCGCUGCCGCAGACGCGUACGAGACGCGUUAAAAGACUACAAGUGGAAGAAUCGCGCGAUAUCGCGCAAAGAGCACGAAUACCAAAAGACCUUUUCCGACGACGAAUAUAUCGUUCGUUCGGCGCACGCUCAUCACCACCAUCAUCAUCAUCCGUCACAGUCUCAACCGGUGCCUCCGCACCAUCAUCAUCAUCUUCAGCAGCAGCAACAGCAACACUCUCAGGUCGCGUCCGUCAAACCGAUACCGGUGACGGAACUUACCACUCUCGCCGAGGGCUUUACUUACAUCGAUGGCGAGACGGCACGCCAGAUGCGCCGCCCGGGGACGUUGCCCGUCGCGAAUAUUGCAUCCGGUCAUCGUGGAGGAAGCGGCGGAACGGGAGGCGGAGGAGGUAGAAGCGUCGCGGACGACAGCACGGCGUCACUGAGCGCCGCGCCGAUCGACAGGGUCGCAUCCAACGGUGAGAGAUCCCAUUACUCCAGUCAUUCUCUUCGUCGAACGCCUCACUCGCAACCGCAGCUCUCCGCCAGAGAACCGGACGAUCGAAUGCGGACUCUUGAAUCUGGUCUCCAGAACGGAGCUCCGGUUGGUCGCCAUCAGCCGUCGCCGCCGCCGCUACCCUCCAGGCAUCAGCUCAGCUGCGGUCAAUCCGCGUAUCCCACUCUGGUUAACGGCCACGCUACUCAUCACUAUCAUCACCACACGAGAGAGCGUGACAAGGACAGAUCGUCCACUCGCGAGCGGAAUCGUGAACGAGAUAGCGGCGCGCCGCCGCCGCCGCCGCCGCCACCGAUAUCGUCGCACCGGUCCGAGAAGCACAGAGAAGCUCAUCUCGAGAUGGAGCUGCGCAACACCCUCGACUUGGGGACGUACCGAGCGUAGACGAGCGCCAACUAAAUCACAGACGCGUUACACAUCCGGGAAAAGGCUCGGACGGAUAAUCGCGUUCUCUUUCACGGAGAAUUAAAUCCGCAGAAAAGAAUAAUUCAAGGAAGUAACGAAACUAAUCAGUUCCGGCUGGAACAAUUGGGAGGAAAUUUGAAGUUCCUGUCGCAAAAGAAUAAGACGAUAGAAAAGAAGACUGAAGAGACGAAGAAUAUAUCACGAAGAACGUGACCAAAAACUCGCCAUAUCGCUGUAGUAUCACAGUCACACUCUUUAUACGUCGGUAUCGCGAAUCGACGAUUAUAUAGAUCAGUGACGUGUUGUUGUAUACACAUGAAAGGCGUUACCGAAAGACCAAGAAAAAAUUACAUCGUUCCUCAGCUCCGGAUGAUCCUUAGUGAGUCCACUUUCUUGCGCGAUUGCUCGAGGGUUAAUAUCUUCCACGUCACUGUGGGGAGUCUUCGUCUCUUGAAUCCCAGAGAAGAGAGAAAGAGAGGGAGGGAGGGAGGGAGGAAGGGAUAGAGAGAGAGAGAGAGAGAGAGAGAGAAUGGGAAUAACUUUUACCAGGAUUUUUCUCCGACUUAUCACUGACGACCGCAAGAUCAGCAUUGUCGGGGAUGUGAGCGAUGCCAAACGGAAAUCCCUCAGGAGCGCAAUAAUCCAUGGGAAAACAGUGAGUCCGCACAAUUCUCCAACGGAAAUGACGGACGACGGAGAAAAGCUUGUUGUCCCAUGUGAUACACCCGUGCGCGUAGAAAUGCUUACGUACGCGGUUGACCACUUGAAGAUCGUGCCGAGCUCGAUCGAAGCUAAAGUUCGAUAGCGCAUCGGUCUAUGCCGAGAGUUUCUUUUCCAGAGAAGAGUCUCUCUUUCCGAGAGAUUUGACGAAGUGUCUCGACAGCGUUUCAUUUCGAAGCGGACACAUUUGCAUGCUCGCAAAGCGAAGACGUGUAUCAUAAGCGUGAGAGACGAUGGCGUAACUAUAACGUAGGACUGCAGCUAUAAAUAUACAUAUAUACAAAUAUAUAUAUAAAUAAAAAAAAGUAUAUAUAUAUAUACAUAAAUUAUAUAUAUAUAUAUAUAUAUUCUAAACGGUCGAAUUAUUUUCUAAAUAAAACAAAAAAACACCAAUGUGUACAGAGGCACGACGGAGACGGUAUAGUUGAGCUAGUGUCACGCGUCCUCGACUAUUGUAACUUCAAGACACGCUCUCCCAGGCGUUCGUUACACGAGGCUUGAAUUAUGACGCGAGGAGCGAGAAGUCACUUCUCUCGCUUCUGACAUCAUCGUUCGAUGCAGAACGAGCACCUCGAGAGAGGUGGGAUUUUAAGAAAUUUAAUUUUAAAUUGCGUCGCCGGAUACCUGGUUAUCAAUGGGAAAAGAGAAAGCAAAUCGGUAAGUGGGUAUCUGAGUGCGAUACGAUUCUCCCCUCGAUCGCGGUGAGAUCGAAUGGAGAAACUAUCAAAAAGAAAGAAAAAAGAAAAGAAAAGAUUUGAUAUCGCGCUCGAGUCAGCGAUGUAAGUACGACCGUUUCUUUUCCUGAUCGAUACGUGUGUAAGAUCGUUAGGGAUUUAAACUCUCCCCUUCCCGUUUUGACAAAGUUUACGCGCCGUUGUUGGAUAACCGCGCUGGUUUCCGAGCGUUCUUCGUUUCCCUUUGUUCCCCGGAGGAUGAGCGUCCUUGAGCCGAUCGAAAUGUCGAUCUCUUUCCGAAAGAUAAAAACCAUCUCUCUUUGUUUUUUUCAAUUAUUGUAAGCAAUUUCAUCUACGUCGGAUCAUUUUGUUAAUCCGUUCCGAGGAAAGUUUUCGCUGUAAGCUCUCGCAAUGUGUGCGUACAUAUUUUUCAAUCUACAUCCACAAUCGCUAUUAAAUAAGCGGUGAAAACACGCAAUGUAGGGCACAACUUCGGGAUCACUUUUACUCUCGAUAUCACACACGAGGCAAUUUUCUACGACCGUUGCGCGGCGCGCAUCGAAAAUCCCGCGGCCCUGAUAAAUCGCGACCGCAUUAAAAUGCACGGGGUGCGGCCGGGUUUAAGUUAGCUCUCUCGACCGACGUAAUGGCUGCGGUAGGAAAGGAGCGCGAGGAGAGAACGAAAGAGAGGAAGGGAAGAAAACGAGAAGCGAGGUGUACGGGCGAAGAUGUACUUUACGGAACGAGAUUAUUUUUCCGCCCGAGUGUACCCAGUGGAAUUCCACGGUCACCCGGCUCGAGAAAGGUGACUGCACCUUGAAUCGACUCCGGCGGCACGGAGGCUCCGCUCUCUCGCUUGCCGCUGGGCGUGGAGAGAAUAGCGGAAUUUCAGCUCCGGUAGAAUCUGCAACGGGUUCCGAAGAUUAGGCCAGGAGCGCUAACUCCUCGACACGUCGGAAAUCGGACGGAAAUUGAGUACGUUUAAGUAUUUGCAGACAUGUGCGCGCGCGCGUAUGUGUGUGUGUGUGUGUGUGCGCGCGUGUUGAUUUGCACUCGAGAGCUAUUUCAGAAAUAUCGCGAUUACUUCCGCCGAUUACUUUUUCAACUCUUUGACCGACGAUCAAAUUUGCGUAUAUCGAUUUUUUCUCUUGAGAAAGAAAAUAAACAUUUUAUUUUUGUAAAAAAAAAAAA